This is a messenger RNA of Ornithorhynchus anatinus (platypus), 5025 nucleotides long. Its product is annotated as synaptotagmin-like protein 2. Lineage: Eukaryota; Metazoa; Chordata; Mammalia; Monotremata; Ornithorhynchidae. Gene Ontology annotation, molecular function: neurexin family protein binding; small GTPase binding. Bases 441 to 3269 code for a protein of 942 amino acids. The transcript has 17 exons. The record is from RefSeq and is a predicted model, not a curated record. Gene Ontology annotation, cellular component: exocytic vesicle; plasma membrane. Gene Ontology annotation, biological process: intracellular protein transport; exocytosis.
GGGUUCCCAGAAAGAGGUAGAGAGGCCCCCGGAAUGCUCAAAACCUCAGGCAAAGAGGACUCAGGAUGCCAGGCCGCCCUCCUCGGAUGAAUCAGCCCUUGUUUCCUAUGCAGGCAGUCGAGCCUCGGUGAACUGAAAAGGUGUUGCCCGUCUCAGGUCCCCCCACCCCAGGGGAAAGGUGCCCUGCACGUUUCUCUCAAGGCCGUCUUCUCCAGGGCCAGUGGCAGCCGCCGGCACGCCGGGUGGAAACAUCGUGGCCAGCGUCCGAUGAAACCGGGCGGAGAGCGGGCCUGAGGCUCACGGCCUAGGACAAGGCCCGCCCCGUGACACUGCUCUGAGGAAACUUCCUACCUACGAAGGCUCAGCCUGCUCCCCGGGGCCCUGCCGAGAGCCUCUUUCGAACCCGAUUUGGCGAUCCCACCCCAACCCCUCCAGCCCAGAUGAAACACAGGAGAGAUAAGAUGUUGGACUUGAGCUUUUUGACCGAAGAGGAGUAUGAGAAACUUAUGAAGGUCCUACAGAGGGAUGCGGAGCUGAAGAAGAAGGACAGCGACCGCAUCAGGCGGUUACAAGGAUCUCUCAAGGAUGACAAGAAGAAGAAGUUUGUAACCGGAGAAUGGUUCAGUGAAGCCAAAGCCCAACGGUUCCAGGAGGAAUUACAGGGCCCUGAUCUGCUGAGAGCAUCGAUUCGAAGGAAGAAAGGCCCAAAGGAAAAUGGGAGUCAGGAGCUGCCCGGAGAGAGCUCGCGACGGUCGGGCUCCUCGCUGCCACUGGAGACGAGCCUCCCCUUUAUCAGACCCAGCCCGACCCCACGCGACGGAAGGCCUGGCGAGACGGACCUCAUCAGCGACGACAGGCGUCGCCCCUUGCCCAAACCCAGGCCGCAGCUCGCCACCCUGCCAACUUCUCCCCCGUCGGAUAAGAGGCUCAGUGACAUCUCUCCAGCAGACAGCGGCAUUGGGUUGAGCCCCUUCCUGAUUGCUGCAGAAGGCUCACAGCUCUCCGAGAAAGAUCUGGAUGUUCCUUCCACCCCAGCUGUAGUUUCAGAAAGAGACCCAGCCCACGCCAAUUCCCACCUCUGGCUGGACCAGCCGGCCGUGCCCGGCUCCCCUCCCAGGCUCACGGCGGACAAAAACAGCCCUCGAGGAGAAACUGGCCCCGGCAGCCGGAUUCCCAUCAAAAGGAAGCCCAGCCGGAAAUGGGUUGGGUCAGAGCCGGUGCUGAGCAGCGAGGAGCGGCCCGAGGCCCAGCGGGAGCCCCUCACCCCCUGUGACCUGUCCUCACCCACAGGGAAGCCGGGGGGCCCUUACACCAUCUCGCCCAUGAGGAACAGUCCCAAAGAUGAAGAGAUUGGCCUCAACCGAGAGCACUUCAGGAACCUCAAGGACUUCUGGGAGAAGGGGGCGGAGUGCGUGGCCCCGAGCUCAGCUUCGGAAGCUGAGGAUGAGCUCGGCAUGCGGGCGUUAGGGCCGGGUCGCUCGGCCCCGGGGCCUCCGACCCAAGAGCAGGCCCCAAGGUCCCGCCUGCCCCACAAGCGGCCGGCGACCUUGUCAUCCAGUGAGGAUGAACCGAUCUAUGCGGUCCCACACCGGAAGGGGGUCUGGUCCUCGGCUCCCAAGUCCACCCAAGCCAAGGCCCACGGCGCCAUGGCCGCCAGGAGCGACUCCAGCGAGGACCGUGGCCGGCAGCCCCCCGUUGGAGAGGACGGGGCCCCCCGGCUGGAGGGACGAAAAUCCAGACUGCCUGUGAGGAUCCCCUCCCUCCCCGUCGAGCUGCCCCCACGGCCGGCCACCUUUGAGCCCAAGACUCCGGCCGACGAGUACGUGCUCUCAGAAGAAAGUACCCCCGUCGGGGAGUCCCUACAGAACCGGGUGAAGAUCAUGAUCGAGACCGUGGUCUCCGAAGAUGAGGACCCUGAGGAUUGGGGGCAAUCAAUGGGUAAAAAGACCCUGGGGAUGACCAGCGAGCUGGACCAGAGCAGAAGAAGAAAGUCCACAGCCACUCCUUCGAGCACAGAGGUGACCGACUGCACUUCUCCUGUUGUCCAGGCCCUGGCCCGAGCCAACGGCGUGAAUCUAGCAAAGAGCAUGGUCAAUGUUUACACGAGUACUGAGACCUAUAACAAGCCUCAGAGCCAUCAACUUUUGGAGCCCGAGAGAGCCAAGGAUCUGAGCCGAUCCACUCCCUCCUUCUUGUCUGAGACCGAGUCGGACACAGCUUCGGAGAUCAGCUUCCAGUUCAGCCGGCACAAGAAAACCCCCAGCAUCGGCAGCCACUCCUCAGACAUGGCCUCCGUCUCCUCGGUGAGUGGGAGCGUGCUCAGCGUGUACAGCGGCGACUUCGGCAGCGUGGGCGCCCAGGGGACCGUCCAGUUCGCCCUGGACUACGACGAGAAGAACAGGGAAUUCCAGAUCUUCGUUUCCCAAUGCAAGGACCUGGCCACGGUGGACGAGCGCAAGGGCAGAUCCGACCCGUACGUCAAAACCUAUCUGCUUCCUGACAAGGCUAGAAUGGGGAAGAGGAAAACCUCUGUGAAAAAGAGAACCGUGAAUCCGAUUUACAAUGAAGUGCUGAAGUACAAGAUAGAGAAGAUGGUUUUGCUGAUCCAGAAGUUGAACCUCUCCGUAUGGCACAAUGACCCCUUGGGACGCAACAGCUUCUUGGGGGAGAUGGAAAUAGACCUCGCCAGCUGGGACUGGGGCAAUCGGAAACUGAACUGGUAUACCCUCAAGCCGCGGAGCCUGUCCGCCCUGAAUGGCGUCGAUCACCGAGGAGUGAUGAACCUCUCCAUUAAGUACAUUCCCCCGGGGAGUCUCGGCCCCAAGAAUCCUGUGUCGGGAGAAGUGCACAUCUGGGUCAAAGACACCAAAGAUCUGCCCCAGCUCCGCCCUUCCGGAGUGGACUCAUUCGUGAAAUGCUACGUGCUCCCAGACACCAGUAAGAAGAGUUAUCAAAAGACCCGCGUUAUAAAGCGGGAUCCCAACCCCAUUUUCAACCACACCAUCGUCUACGAUGGUUUCCACACGGAGGAUUUGAAAGAUGCCUGCGUCGAGUUGACGGUGUGGGAUCACGAGAAACUGACCAAUCACUUCCUCGGAGGCCUGAGGUUGGGUCUUGGGACAGGAUCCAGCUACGGCGUCCCCGUGGACUGGAUGGAUUCCACCCAGGAGGAAGUGGCUUUUUGGCAAGACAUGAUGUCAGCCCCGAACGAGUGGAUCGAGGGGUCACUGCCGCUGCGGUCUCUGGCCGGGCGGAGGAAGCUGAAAUGAAACCUGGCGGCUUCCGGGCCGGUAGAGCCCCUUGGGCUGUGGUGGGUUUCAAGCCUCCAUCUCCCGUGGUCCGGAACCUUUCCGUGAAUUUUCCCAAGUCCCAAGGUACGGUCGGGCCACCCGUUCCCCGCCCGGGAGACUUUCCGCACAGCCCCGUCCAGGCCAGGGUCUGCCAUCUCUGCGCGAAUGCAUUUGUAGGCGGGAAAUCUCGACCCAGACUCCGCUCCCAGGCCCGCCGCCCUCCGCGCCCGCGCCACGAACGUGGAUCGGGAGAUAGCCGGGCAGGGGCCCGGGUGGGAACUCUCCUCGACACUUGAAGCUCAAAGAGAUGUAACAGAAGCUCCCUGCACCUCAGGGGGAACGAAGGAUCUCGUGGCCCGAGUGGUGCUCUGUCCCCAGUCAGGGCCCUGGGGCGGUCAAACCCCCAGCUGGGCUCGUGGGCUCAACCCAAGAGGGACCGAGAGGGACUGGGGUGGCAGAAGAUUCAAACCCGUGGGCCGGGCACCUCUGGGCGGUCCACAACUGCGGACAGAUGGGCCGGUUUAUUUCCGUAGCUACCAACGGGAGGAGCCCUGAGGCCGAGCCCGGAAGGUCUCGACCCCAACUGAGCCGGAAGCACAGCUCCAGACGGGCAUUUCAGCCCCGCGGUGCCCUGCGCAUCAUCGGGGCGCAGAUACCCCAUCGAGGCAGGGGCAGGAGGCCCGUGGUCCAGGGGAAGAAAGGGAUCGGAGGAACUGAGACUCCAUCUUUGAUUCUGUUUCCCGGGAGAAGUCACCUCUCUGCUUUGGGCCUCAGUUUCCCCACUCUGCAACCUAGGGAAAUUACCUGCAUUUGGUGUUGGUUGGGGAGGGGUCGGGAGGAGGGGCAAUGAGAGAAACAUACGGAGAGGGGUUGUAACCUUAAUGAGGAGGGGGCACAGAGGGCCUUAUGUUCCACAGAACAUAAACCUGCUACACCUAAACGUAAAUGCAAACCUGCUCCACCUACACACAUGAGCACACACACACACACAGAGUCUCUCUCUCUCUCUCUCUCUCCCCCUCCCUCCAGUCUCCAGUGACCAUAGACCCCUCAGCUCUGGAGUCAUUCAAUCAUAUUUAUUGAGCUCUUACUGUGGGCACAGCACUUUACUAAGCACUUGGGAGAGUACAACACAACAAUAUAACAGACACCUUCCCCACAAUGAGCUGACAGUCCAAUUCCACCACGUUGGAUAUCCACCCCUCGCUCGGAGACCCCCUCGGUUUGAAUGAGUGAAUGAAUGAUCCUCAAGCGGAGGCCCUGCGGCUUUCCGAAAGGGCGCGAAGCAGAGGAGCACGUGCAUGCUGAGAACAGCUGGCAUUUUAACCCACGUACUCGGACGGACACAGGGCGCUGCCCACGCCAUUGGGCAGGAGGCCACGCCGUGUCCCGCCAAGACGGACCGGGCUGUGGAAAGGAGGUGCCCCAAUUCUCCGGCAGCCAGUUGCAUCCUGCUGGCGCCAUGGGAUCCGGCCUUGGGGAGGGCUGAGGGGAGCGUCUCUUCCAGAGCUGCGGGAGCCUCAGGGCAUAAAGGAAACUGAGGUGAGUAAAACCAGAGAGAACAGUUUCUGGUCGCACCCCACCAGGGAAGAUGGGGACCCGGGCGGUGAAAGUGAAACACCGAGGGAGGAGGUGGGCUCAGAGGGCAUUUUUACCUCGUUUCUAAAGGGGAGUGAUGGUAAAAGAGAUCUGUGCGGGGCAGGAAAUCAAUUAAAGAUAUUUCAAUUCUUCCUGA